Messenger RNA from Gloeophyllum trabeum ATCC 11539, 2143 nucleotides. RefSeq lists its product as uncharacterized. Bases 32 to 1918 code for a protein of 628 amino acids. The transcript has 6 exons. Gene Ontology annotation, biological process: transmembrane transport. NCBI's taxonomy places the organism in Eukaryota, Fungi, Basidiomycota, Agaricomycetes, Gloeophyllales, Gloeophyllaceae. The record is from RefSeq and is a predicted model, not a curated record. Gene Ontology annotation, molecular function: myo-inositol:proton symporter activity. Gene Ontology annotation, cellular component: membrane.
GUUCCCUCCUCUCCGCACUCCUCUUGCGACCAUGGCUGGGGUAUCCAACGACUUCAACGAAAAGGCUUCCAUCGACAAGAGCGACUCUAUUUCUUCCGUCGCCCCCGCUCGCAAACAACACAAGAAUGCCCUUCAAGUUGAAAACGUUAACGCCAAGCUCGCCAACCCCCUCGAUGGCGUUCCCGCCGAGCAGCUUAUGGCAGACGCGGACGAGUUUGCAAAGUCCCAUGGCUUAGGCCACAUGUCCACCGAGUUCCAGAAGGGGGCCUUGAUUGCUCAGAACCCUUCCGGUUUUGAGGCAUUGACCCAGUUGACGGAAGAGGACAAGGCUAUUUUGCGGAGGGAGGUCACCCACAAGUGGGAUCAGCCCGCGCAGCUUUACUAUCUGGUCAUCUUAUGUUCAGUCGCCGCCGCCGUGCAAGGAAUGGACGAAUCCGUUAUCAACGGCGCGAACUUGUUCUUUGCACCGCAAUUCGGCAUCGACCCCAAUACCUCCACCGGGGAUGCGGGCCGGAACCAGUGGCUGCUCGGUCUUGUCAAUUCGGCACCAUACCUUUGCUGCGCCGUUCUUGGCUGCUGGCUCACGGAUCCUCUCAACCAGUGGUUCGGUCGCCGAGGCACGAUCUUCAUCGCCGCCGUUUUCUCCUUCGUCACAUGCAUCUGGCAAGGUGCUACCAACUCGUGGGAGCACUUGUUCGUCGCUCGCCUGGUCCUUGGUCUCGGCAUUGGUCCCAAGUCGACCACCGUCCCUGUCUAUGCUGCAGAGUGUACGCCCGCUACCAUCCGUGGUGGUCUCGUCAUGAUGUGGCAGAUGUGGACUGCUUUCGGUAUCAUGAUCGGUUAUGUCAUGGAUCUUGCUUUCCUCCACGUCCGCUCGUCCGAGGUACGCGGUCUGAAUUGGCGUCUCAUGCUGGGUAGUGCUGGUGUCCCCGCUCUGUUCUUGGCUAUCCAAGUCUUCCUAUGCCCGGAGUCGCCUCGUUGGCUAAUGGGCAAAGGCCGCUACGAGGAGGCGUACAAGUCGUUGGCCCGGCUGCGUCGCCAUCCGCUCCAGGCCGCUCGUGACAUGUACUACAUCCACGUCCUUCUCGAAGCUGAGCGCGAGAUCAGCUCGGGACGCAACAGGUAUCUCGAGAUGUUCACCAUCCCUCGUAACCGCCGCGCCGCUCUCGCCUCGUGGAUCGUCAUGUUCAUGCAGCAAUUCUGCGGUGUCAACGUCAUCGCCUACUACUCUUCGUCCAUCUUCGCCGACUCUGGCUUCAGCGAGCAGUCUGCCCUGGCCGCAUCGCUCGGGUUCGGUAUCCUGAACUGGCUGUUCGCGAUACCGGCUGUCUACACCAUUGACACGUUCGGUCGGAGGAAUUUGCUAUUGACGACUUUCCCCGCCAUGUCUGCAUGCUUGCUGCUGACUGGGUUCGCAUUCUGGAUUCCUGGGACCGAAGCCCGUAUCGGUGUAGUUGCCCUCGGCAUCUAUCUCUUCGCCAUCUUCUAUUCCCCAGGAGAAGGUCCAGUACCUUUCACUUACUCUGCCGAGGCGUUCCCCCUGUACAUCCGUGAAAUCGGAAUGUCGUUCGCAGUCGCCACGACGUGGUUCUUCAACUUCGUCCUCGCCAUCACUUGGCCGCGGUUGCAGGGUGCGUUUAAGCCGCAGGGUGCUUUCGGUUGGUACGCGGGAUGGAACAUCAUUGGCUUCUUCGCCGUGUUACUGUUCAUGCCCGAGACCAAGGCGCUGUCGCUCGAGGAGCUGGACAUGGUCUUCUCCGUGCCUACCACCCGCCAUGCGUCUUACCAACUCAAGGCCUUCUUCCACAACUUCCGCAGAUGGGUGCUCCGCCAGAAGAUCGAGCAGCUGCCUCCGCUGUACGACUUCGAGGGUGAGAUUGGGGAGAAGCACUAUGCGCCUGGAGGAGCAGGGCACUAAACUCCUUUCUACAAGGAGGUGUUACGUUGUGAUGUUUUCAGGAUGUUGUCUGUGUUAAUGAUUAGCGCUACGACCACUUGUAUUUUUUAGAUGACCACGCUGCAUCUUGUUAUCCAGCUAUACCAUACGUAAUUUAUCAUUACAACCUCACGCAGAUAUGAAUCUGAAUCUACAGUUUCGAGUGACGUUGAGUGUGCUCUGGGCUAUCCACAACAUACAUCAACC